AGAGGUUAAUUUGUCUGGUCCUCAAGGUCAUCGCAAGGGAGUAAAAUGUCGUUUUUAAAGAAUUGUAGGGUUUUAAUGAAAAGUUACUGUCCAGAUAAUGUUGAAUCGUUGCAACAGUUUAAUGUGGUCCUAGAAAGUCGGUUUGUCAAGGGGGCUUUAUUGUUUGACUCGGGUGCUAUCGCUCAUAUAAGUCCUUUGGAGUUUGAUCUUCGAAAAUACCAGUACACAAAGGCUGUAGACGCCUAUGCCUGUCUUGGCGUUUUAGUACCUCCAAUUCCUCCCACUGCAGAUUCGAAUAUCUUUGCUCCGCAUUCCUUUCUUGUCAUGGUUACUGGAUGCACUUCCGUGGGGAAGCUCCCAUCGUUUGAGGUUUUCCGCAUCACUAACGUACAGUUUAUUAACCUGAAAUUUCAAGGGGCUGAGGAGGAUUUUUAUCCUGAUCUCCGCAAACUACUUUCAUCAGGAAUGUUUUACUUCGCCCGAUCAAUUGUCGAUGGUACACCUUAUGAUUUGACUGUAAACAUUCAGAAUCGAAGUCGCCUAGGUGAUGAGGUUUUGAGCAUAAGUGACAUUUACUCCCGAGGUGAUACUGGAGUUAACUUUCUGUGGAACAAAGGGUUAAUGGGACCAUUAAUACGAGCUGGAAUUAAUCCUAAUGAUUGGUUGGUGUCCAUAUUUUGUGGUGGAUUUGAGGUUUGUACAGUUUAUUGUGGUGUUGGUCAAGCGCGAGUUGGAGUUGUUUCAAGAGUAUCUGCUCAGCGACCUGGCACUCGUUUUCAUGUACGUGGAAUAAAUGAUAGUGGCGAUGUUGCUAAUUUUGUUGAAACAGAACAGUUCAUUUAUUUGGGGGAUUCAGUGUGUAGUUAUAUUCAACUACGUGGUACAGUUCCACUAUUUUGGGAGCAACCAGGUUUACAAGUUGGUUCACAUAAAAUUUCACUUAGUCGACCACUUGAUAUAUCAUUAAGCGCUUUUGAACGUCAUUUUAUGAAUUUGAUGUCACAAUAUGGAUCAAUUGGUAUUGUUAACUUGUUAGGUUGUAAACAAGGUGAAGCAAUGCUUAGUAAGUCUUAUCAAGAUCAACAUAGGAAGUCAUCUUUUAGAAAUAAUAUUCAUCAUAUUAUAUUUGAUUAUCAUUCGGAAUUACAAUCGAAAGGUGCAAAAAGUUUGGAAUGGAUAAAUCAACAAAUUGAUCGCCUCAUAAGUGAAUGGGGAUAUUUCUAUUCAAAUGGUCAACAAGUUGAAUUGUGGCAAAGUGGAGCGCUACGAAUUAAUUGUGUUGAUUGUCUGGAUAGAACAAAUGCUAUUGAAACACUUGUUGGUGUUCAAUUAAUUCUUCCUAAAAUGUUAAACAGUUUAGGCAUAAAUGUUAAUGAACAACCUGUUUUAGUAAAUCGUUUUGUUGAUGGACUGAGACAGUUAUGGCAACAAAAUGGUGAUCAUGUUAGUCGUAUAUAUGCUGGAACUGGUGCGUUAGGUAGUGGUCGAUCAAAGCUACGAGAUGCUCAAAGAACAGCUGUCCGAACAAUACAACACAGUUUUUUUGAUAGUGCUAAACAAGAGGCUAUGCAUGCACUUUUAACUGAUUCAAGUUUACAAGGUUGGAUGAAGCUUGUUGGAGAACAAUAUCUCCCUCGAAGGCUAUUACACCUACCUCCUACUUUAUUAACUAAUAUUUUACAUCGUUAUCCAGAAUUUAUCCAAAUUCAUAAUCUACGUAUAUUUAUUGGCACUUGGAAUGUAAAUGGUGGUAAACACUUUCGUAGUGUAGCGCAUAAACACGAGUCUGUUACAGAUUGGCUACUUGAUUUACCUCAAACAAUUAAUAGUCAAAAUGAUUGGGGUUAUAAAAGUCAUGAUAUUGAUUUGAGUGAACUGAAUAAACCAAUGGAUGUGUUUGCUGUUGGUUUUGAAGAAAUUGUUGAUUUAACUACAUCGAAUAUUGUUGCUGGGUCGAAACCGUCAGCAAAUCAACGGGAUUGGGGACAAUUCUUACAACGUCAUUUAAAUCGAGACGCUAAUGAACGUGAUUCGUACAUACUUAUCACAUCAGUCCAAUUAGUAGGUGUUUGUUUAUUUCUAUUUGUUCGUGCGCGUUUGGCUGAUUCACUUCGAAAUGUAGCAACUUCAUCAGUUAAAACUGGUCUUGGUGGGACUGCAGGCAAUAAAGGUGCUGUUGCAAUACGAUUUCAGUUGGGUGCCACUUCAAUUUGUUUUGUCUGUAGUCAUUUUACAGCUGGUCAAUCGGCUGUUCGUGAACGUAAUGAUGAUUUUCAAGAGAUAUGCCGUCGCCUUAGCUUACCAAAUGGACGUAAUAUUCUAAGUCAUGAUUAUGUAUUUUGGUGUGGGGAUUUUAAUUAUCGUAUUAAUCUAUCAGGAAAUGAAGUAAAACGUUUGGCUGUGCAAUCUGCUUGGCUUGAUCUCUUGCGUUCCGACCAAUUAACAAUUGAAAAACAAGCUGGGAAUGUUUUUCGUGGAUUUGAAGAAGGUCCAAUUCGUUUUGCACCUACAUAUAAAUAUGAUUUAUUUUGUGAUGAUUAUGAUACAUCUGAGAAAGCUCGUUCUCCAGCAUGGACUGAUCGUAUACUUUGGCGUCGUGUAAAACUUGCAUUUCCUAAGACAGAUGAAGACGGCAUUGUUUGUAUGCAGAGCGAUUCUCCAGAAAUAAAAUGGAAUCCAGGCCAGCUAUUAUUGUACAACAGAGCGGAAUUAAAAACCAGUGAUCAUAGACCUGUUGGGGCGAUUUUCGACAUUGAAGUUCAUGUGAUUUCUCGACAAUGUCGACGUAAAGUUAUAUCCGAAGUUAUCGAAGAUUAUGGUCCAAUUAACUCAGUUGUUCAAUUGGCAUUGAAAAUUUUUGAAAGAGACUCAAAACAACAAAUAUCAGAGAACAUUGUACCUCACCUUUUCAAUGAUACUAAUUUCCUAGAAGAUAUAAAGGCAAUCGGAUCUUCAAAGCGUGGAACAAUUUUACUCGUACACUUCUUAGAUCCAUUAACUAUACUAUUAGUUUAUAUGAACUCAAAACAAGCAAGUAUAGCCGCGAAAUUUUUGGAUAAUUACAUUCUACCAUUGAAUUCUUCAUCAAAUAAUCUACCAACAAUCUCUGGUGGUUAUGAAGUUCACUUAUCUACUUUCUUAUACGGAUCUACGAAUUGGUUGGAAACCAUGCAAAGAUUAAUUGAAAUUUCAGAACGGGAAGAAGCUAAUAUGCAUGGUGGUCAAAUGACUGCGGAGAUAUUCGAAGCCUUACCUUCAGCCAAGGAUGUUAAAAGACGGCCUGCUAAAUUCUAUGAUGAAAGUAACCAGGCAUAUAUCAGUGAUAAUGAAGAUGAUGAGAAUAGUGCAACAACAACACCUAGCGACACACAAUCCCGUACUCGGCCACCACCUCCGAGACCAGCGCCACCAGUAUCUCGAAGUCUUUUCAAAGAACAAUCUGAUUCAUUUGGAAAUUCUAAUGAUUAUCAGAAAGUUGAUUCAUCUAAUUCAUUAUCUCAAACUGAUUCAGUGAUAAAAAUAUUUACAUCUUCAAAUUCUGCAACUACAUCGCCUGUUCAUAACCUAUCAGCAAAACUAAACAGUACCAUUCCAAAUGAACUUUAUAUAUCAUAUGAUAAUGGAUUGCAUACAGUGAGCAGCUGUGUAGACUUAAACUAUAGAGAUGAUAGUUCACUAUUAAAAUUCGAUAACAAUGAAACGAAUCGUAUAUCAUCAACUAUUGACUUGAUUGGAUUUGAAAUUGAGAGGAUAAAUCCAUGUUCUAUCAACACAUCACCUGUCAACUUGUUGAAUUCAUGUAGUGUUGUUCCUCCACCCCCGUUACCUCCAAGACCUGAUCCCAUGACUUUAUCAAAGUUUGAGCACUUGUAAGUUAUUCCCUAUUUCUAAUAAUUUUCUUGUCACUACUUUUAUCAAUGUUUUUGUUAAACAGUUUGUAAUUAGCUGGUUAUCUUAUACAUUUUUCAUUUUUUGCGAUAUAGAUCACCACUUUUUAAUUUUCAGUAGUUAUUUGAGUUUUGAAACAAGAUUGUCUUUAUGAAAAUAAUUUUCGUGUGCUAAAAUAUUCUUUCAAUAUCCUUUAUAGUAUCACUAUCAUGUAGUAUUAUGGUAAGUUUAUGUUCCUGCUUUUAAUCAGGGUUCAGUUAUCAGUGUCUGAUAUUGAAUUAACUUUCUUCAUGGUUAAAUCUGAGCAACCAACAGAACAUAACACUUUUCUCAUAUCUUUAUAGGAUUACUAAGAAAUGAGUUCAGGACGGAAGUUUUCCUUCAUAACUGGUUAAGCUAAUAUCGAUCGUUGAGAUAGUGUUUGACGUUUUAGUGAUAAUGAUCAAGUGACUGAAACUACAAAUGUAUGUCCAGCUUUAAGGGCUAACUUAAUUUGGCCAUUUUUAAGUAGACAAGAUGAAUGCGGUGCAAGAGGAAUAGGUAGUCAUACCUCAUGUCUUUUAAAAAGAGAUAUCAACAUUACUGUGAAGUACUGUCAGUUAUUUACUUUGCUAGUAUACUGUCUACUUUCUUCCUUCUGAUCUACAAUGGAAGGCAUAAGUAUGAGCAAUCGAUUUAGUUUUCUCAGUAUUGAAUUGAAGAGAAAAACAGAUAGACUGAAGGGAGUUUAAAAAGUUUGUAUUUAGGUUAGUUUACCUAAAACUUAUCAUCUUUUUCUUUGCUGUUUCCUUGUGUAUUAUCUGUCAAAGGUUCUAUUUACAAAUUCUAUGAUAUACGAUAUCAAAAAGCUGUUUUAUCGCUGAGCUUAAAAAUAAAUUGAUAUAGAUUUUAACAAAAGUUGCUUAAUAGGGUUGUUUUUUUUUCAUCUUAGAUGAGCUUUCAGUUCUUAGUUUUCCACAGAACUUAUGCCUUAUCGUGCUUGAUUUACGGACGUAAAGCAUACUGUAAUCGAUGUGUACGCAUUACAUGAAAGAUAAGCCCUAGAUUUAAGCAAGUCGCGCAAGUAUGGAGUUUGCGAUAUUGAUUAAAAGACCAGAUAUUUUGUACUGUAAGCUAGUUAUAAUAUCUUAAAUCAAAUCAGAAGGAUUGACUAACAAACCGAUAUGAAAACUUUACAAAAGUUCUAAUUGCUACACCUGCGCGAUUGCUACCGAUUUUGAGCCAUAUUAUAUUUUCAAACAUUGUUUCCUAUUGUUAUGAAGACACCAGCCAAAACGUCUACGCCUACCUGUACAACUCAAAAUGGCAGUCAUAGUAUUCAUGAAAUAAUACAAAUUCUUGAUCUGAUUACCCUUAGCCUUCCUCCCACCCAAUCCUUUUUCAUCUUGCAUCGCACGUCCGAGUAGGCAUUGGCUCAGCUUACACAACAUGUGUCCAAGCUAGGUCAGUUGGUGAAGGCUCUCAACUUCAUGCCUUGCUCACCUAUUACUCUGCAUCUAAACUCGACAUUACGCAUAUGGUGGUUCCACCAUACGUAACCAACGCUGCGAAUGUAGCUGUAAUAAAAGGCCUGGAAUCUUUUCAUAUCUUUUUUCUCACCGGUCAAAUAUCCUAGCCGUAUAAUUAGCAGAGCGGACUACAGUGUAGUACACUCGUCCUUUAUUAGUUAGACUUGUCAAUAUCAUAAGAGAUGACACCAGUUGGCAAACUCCAAACGGGCCUUUUUUACUUGCCCUUGUUUUCGCUGCCAUUUAAACGCAAAUGUACACGUUUGGACACUGAUCAAUGUCCAGAAAGGCUCUACAGAAAGAUCGCCAAUUCUCUAUCAAUCCUCUCCAGUGAUGGCUUAUAGCAAUAUGAUCUGUCUGCGUUCAUCAUUGGUCUAACGUCAGUGAACGUCAAGUGAGACAUAGUCUUUCACUAUGGCUGGUGUUGUUGCUGGUCGUUAAAGUUGUUUCUAUGGGAUAUCUGAAAUAGAAAAGGGAAUAGUUCUCUGUGAUUACAAAGCCUCAAUGGACAUCUGCUGCUAACCUGUGAUCCACAGCUUUUCUGGAAGUCUGAGAUUGAACUUUGAUUGUCUAAAAUUCAUCUGUGAAGAAUAUACUGUCAGCAUAGGAAUAUCGCAAGGUAAGAAAAAGUGCGCUUUUUUGACGGCAACAUUUUAUAGCUCUUUUUUUCAUCAGCAUAAUCUGCUGGUCAUGUGUGAGAAACUUCUCACCCACCUAGCAUUGUUACUUCGUCCUUCGCAGUUACUUACACUAUGAUGGUAACUGGUUUUUUGUUAUACCACUAUCCAACAAAUUUUUCUGGUAUAGUAGGGUGGCAAAAAUCAAAUGUGUCAACAAAUAUAGAUCAUUGGAUCGUUUUGAUAUGCAAGACUGACUACCACGUCAAGGGUGCAACUAUCAGUCAGUAGAAAGGACGAGAGAGUUGAUCGACUUGUUUAUAAUUUUUUGCCAACCUCUGCUUCUUGUAAUGUAUAAAAUUUGCCUCUUUAUAAUUUGGUCAAAAACACUAUACAUCUUUCGCCAACUCAUUGUUGUGCUUGUAGAAUAAAAUGAUAGAACUAGUGUAUAUAUUUGUGCAUAUUUACUUGUUCAUAAUUCUCUACUGAAUAACUUUUCUUUGAAAAUCGAUUGCAGUAUUAUUCGUUAUGAUUGAGAAAACUUAUACAUUUUUUCAAAGUGUUUUCUAGGUUUCACAAGUUUAGAAUUGAAAUAUUGUUAUUGUUAAACUGAUUAAUUUGAUUAUGUUCAAGGAAACAUUGGUAUAUUCUCGGUAUUUGCUUCAUUCUUUUAAAUUACUGAUAACUGAUGAAUCUGAGUAAUCGAAGUACUUUAAGUUACUGAUUUCAUAAAUAUUCUUCUGGAUUUACAGAUGCUAGUUUUGAUUACUGUAUAAAUUUUUAUUUUGGAAAAUUUUGUAUUUGUAAACGUUUAGUGUCGGUUGAUAUUUUGUCGUUAAUUGACUAUAGAAAUGAUGUUAUCGAGACAAUAAAACUUCAUGAGACCAGUCAUUUC
Molecule: messenger RNA, 6908 nt
Organism: Heterobilharzia americana
Lineage: Eukaryota; Metazoa; Platyhelminthes; Trematoda; Strigeidida; Schistosomatidae
Source: the annotation of a GenBank genome assembly